AUGAUGAAGUACUUGGAAAAGAAGCAAGAUCAAAAUAAGGCACCAAGCCCUUGUUUGCCCAGACAUGCUCUGCCCACAACUGCCACUCCGUCACCCAUCUGUUUGCUACUAGAGGCUAUAGAUCACAUUAAAGUGGGCUCUUACUAUGAAAUCGACCACUCUAAGCUCCCUCCCAGAACCACCCCAGAACAGCUCAAGGCGGUUCGGGUCGUCAUGGUGAGUGAGAAGGGUGCGCUCAAAGUGGCUGUGAGGUUCCCAGGCAUUCACUCUCUCCACACUCACAUCACCGAAGGAGGCUACGCAAAACCAUUGCCCAAGCAGAUUCCAGAGCUUAACGAGAAGUACGUGAUGCCAGCAGAAAUGGCUUCAGAGGUGCUUUACGGGAGAAUCCCACCUCAGGAAAUUGCAGAUCGGAGCAACAUUUGGAGCUUCUGGGCAGCUACACCGUCUGCGACAAAUUACCAGAGAAUAAGCUCUUCACCGAGCCCAGCAGUGAGCGGUGAGGUCAUGAACAGGAGUGUGGUUUCCAAAAAGGGUCCAUGCUGGUCGGAGCUAAAGUUCACUGGGAUGGUGACGUGGGGUAAGCGCCGGCAAGUUCGGUACCUGCGCAGGCACGAGCCUUCACCGAGCUCUAGUACUGACGAAGAAGAAGAGAAGGGGAGAGAGCUAGCAGAGCUAGAGGAAAAUGGUGAUGAUUUCUCUGUGGAUGAUGAGAAAGCAAUAACUGUGAUAGAGGAAGAUGAUGAUAUUGAAGAAGAAGAAGAAGAAGAAGAAGAAGAUGUGAAAACAGAGGACGAGGCUCCUCCUGUUGUGCCGUGGAAGAUGAACCUUAGGAGUAGGAAGAGGAAGCGCCAAGAUCACCAUAGAAAGCCCAAGAAAACCACAAAGAAAUCAAAAUCUAUAACAAAACGUCAAAAGCAGAAUCAAGUUGUAGCAGUUCCCUAUCGGAGUAACAAGAAAUUGGUAAAACACACAGUGGCAAGGUGGUCUGCACUGAGGUACAAGGCUGCAGAGGAAAACAUGCUGAGGGUGAUGAAGGCCAAGGGUGCUAAAUUUGGGAACCCAAUACUGAGGCCAGCGCUGAGGUCUGAGGCAAGGAAGCUGAUUGGGGAUACGGGUUUGCUCAAACACAUGGCGUGCAAGGUGGCGCCAGGUGGAGCCGAGAGGUUUAGGCGGCGCCACAAUGCAGAUGGAGCCAUGGAGUAUUGGCUGGAGAGUGCUGAUCUGUUUGAUAUCAGAAAACAAGCUGGGGUUCAAGACCCUUAUUGGACCCCACCACCUGGGUGGGAGCCUGGUGAUAAUCCCACUCGAGACCCCACUUGUACCAGAGAGAUUCAUGAGCUCAGAGAAGAGAUAACCAAGAUAAAAAGUGCUCUCCUCUGCUCAACUACAUCCACUUCUCUCAUCUCUCUCUCCCCAUUAAGGCAACAGUGCUCUCCUCAGUUUGGAACUACGUCCACUUCUCUCAUCUCUCUCUCUCUCCCCAUUAAGGCAAAUUAAGUGCUCUACUCAGUUUGGAACUACGUCCACUUCUCUCAUCUCUCUCUCUCUCCCCAUUAAGGCAAAUAAAGCUCAACAAAAUGAACUGCAACUUCUGUGGAUUUCAAUCCGAUGUUACUAACACGUACUUGAACCACAUCGCGAGUCACUUGAAGGUGGGCUGUGGCGCCUGUUCAUCGACCUUUGAGAAUCUGCAUGGGUUAAAGGCACACUAUCAAGCCCGCCACAAGAACUCCCACCUGUACUGCGGCAAAAAUAAAUGCAACUAUCCUGUGCAUGCCGAAGGUGAAUUCCACAAAUGCAGCUAGGAAUAAUGUUCACGGAUUUUAGUCGAAUUUGUUCAUGGAUUUCAGUCAAAUUUGUUAAUGGAUGGAUUUUAGUCAGUAGCCUUUUAUGUAAGUAGUGGCACUCUCGAAUGGUUUGACCAUCUUUGCUGCUGCUGGUGAUGCUGAUUCUGUGGCAAGUGCUCUAACUACUGGUCCUAAGUGUAAAGGGUAAACACUUACUCAAAUUCUUAUUGUUGCACAAAAUCUGUGAAAAAUGUCUUGAAUUUGGAGUGCAGUGGUAUGAAGAAGACAGCAAUUGUGUUGAACAAGGGUUCUGG
Prunus avium (sweet cherry) is the source of this 2104-nucleotide messenger RNA. RefSeq names its product protein DYAD-like. The record is from RefSeq and is a predicted model, not a curated record. Gene Ontology annotation, biological process: reciprocal meiotic recombination; meiotic cell cycle; meiotic sister chromatid cohesion. Lineage: Eukaryota; Viridiplantae; Streptophyta; Magnoliopsida; Rosales; Rosaceae.